Messenger RNA from Aquila chrysaetos chrysaetos, 4085 nucleotides. RefSeq names its product thioredoxin related transmembrane protein 4 (gene TMX4). The record is from RefSeq and is a predicted model, not a curated record. The transcript is spliced from 8 exons. The coding region runs from base 36 to 1019 and encodes 327 amino acids. NCBI's taxonomy places the organism in Eukaryota, Metazoa, Chordata, Aves, Accipitriformes, Accipitridae.
UCGCGCCCUCACUUCCUGGGGCGGGCAGGUUGAACAUGGCGGCGGGCUGCAGGGGCGGGCGGUGGUUUCUCUGUGCUGCGGCCGCUCUGCUCCUCGCAGCGGUGCUGGGUCCCGCCGCCUCCGCCUCCUCCUCCCGGACAGGCAGCCCGGGCGAGCUGCGGAGCCGCGUGCAAGUGCUGGGCGGCUCCAACUGGAGCCUGGUGUUGCAGGGCCAAUGGAUGUUGGAGUUCUAUGCUCCUUGGUGUCCAGCUUGUCAACAGAUUGAAUUGACAUGGGAGAGUUUUGCAAAGGAAAGCGAACGUCUAGAUAUCACUGUGGGAAAGGUGGAUGUCACUCAAGAACCAGGCUUGAGUGGUCGUUUCUUUGUCACAACACUUCCUACAAUUUACCAUGCAAAUGAUGGAAUAUUUCGCAGAUACCGAGGCUCACGAACAUUGGAAGAUCUUCAAGGUUAUGUUUUAGAGAGAAAAUGGGAAGCUGUAGAGCCUGUAGCAGGAUGGAAGUCUCCAUCUUCUAUAGUGAUGCAUGGCAUGGCAGGGCUAUUUCACCUCUCUGGAUGGAUCAGGCAAAUUCAUAGCUACCUCACUGGUACUCUUGGAAUUCAUGUUUGGAUUUCUUAUGCAAUCUUCAUCUUAGCUACCUUAUUGAUUGGCCUGUUCCUGGGUUUGAUACUGGUUUUGAUUUCAGACUGCCUUUGCCCAUCCAAGUCAAGAUACAGAGCUGAAGCAUCUGAAGAAGCAAUUACAAAGGAUAAUGUGGAGAAUGCAGCAUUAGAAGAACCAGAGGAGGCUGCAGAGCUUUCCGCAGAUGAUGCGGAAGAGACUGCAGAUGUAAAAGAUCUCUCAGAUGGAGAAGAUGCAGCAAAUUCAAGUGCUGAUGACUCAGAGGAGGAUUUAGCACUUGGAAAAGUAUCAGGGGAAGAGGAAAUGGAAGACUUAAGUGAACAACCUUUAGCUGAUCCAGAGACUGAAAGCUCAGUAAGACAGCGUAAAAGUCAGGUGGCUGAUAAUGGACAAUAGUUUUUUCGGUGGUGUAUUUUGUACACUUGGACCAAAGAAGAAUCAGACCCUGGGUCUGAAGCUGAAGCUUACACUUGAUUUGUCAUUUGUGUUUACGCAAAACCUCUGCUCUGUCAGCAGGCUUCUCUUUUUUUUACACUAAUACUUGCUUGCUUUGUUUUAUAAGCACAUAGGCUGUGUGUUGCAUAAAGUUGCAUAACUUUAGCCAUGACAAUCAAAAUAAGUGUAUUUUAUCUCUUUGAAGUCUUCUAAGAGAAAAGGGGUGUAACAGUCUCAGUUCACCAGCUGUAAAAUGGUAAUCUAUGCUUAUGUUCCUUUAAGUAUUGACCUAAGCAAGAUCAGGAGUUUUAAUUCUUUACAGUAGCUCGGCAGGACUGUGACUGUUCUGUCUGAAUGUUUAUUGUUUCCAAAUGCCACAGAAGCACCAGAGAAGUGAUACAGUAGUGAAAGAAGGCACCUUACUAGUCUUCUAUUAAAAAUGUUGUGUACGAUGUGUUUAUUUUUAUCACUUUCAACUGAAGCACCUUUCUCUUUCAUUUUUAUUAAUGUUUGUUUUGAAAGUUUGUCAUACAGUACGCACCCAGAUUUUUCAGUUUUUGGUAAUUCAGAGGCAUGUUGCACAGCUCAAGCUUGUCAGCUGAGUUUUUGACCCAAGGAGUUUGAGUAAUUGAAAACCUCAGGCCGAGAAAGAGUGGCAGCUAAAUGUUUAAAAUAUGUUUGAACUUUUAAAAGGUUUAAAGGAAAUUAUUUUGGUCAGGGGGGAUUUUUGCCAAAGCAUGACUCUAUUCUCCCCCCCUUCCCCCCCCCGCCAAGAGAUUGUAGCAAGAAGUAUUCACUUUGCAGUCAGUAAGUUGUGUAUUUCUUGCCAAUACAAGCUUGUCAUAUGCAGUGCAGUUCUGCCCUUUCCAACUCAGAAUACUUUUGGCAGAACUCAAACUGCUUUAGUAAUAUUAACUGAAGAGGCACUUAAGGUUUUACCUUUGAUUGCGUUUCUACUUUUUGUCACUGGAAUCGGCAUGUUAGGAAAAGAGAGGGACACGAGUGGGUAGUGGGGAGAAGCUUUUGAUUUUGCUACUUAUAUCAAGAUAAACAUGUGUCUAUUGAACUGUGUAAAGUGAAAAUGGCUUGCCAGCUAGACAGCUUUAGGUAUGAUUAGAAGACUUAAGUCAUUAGAGAUAUCAGUAUUUCCCUGCUUUGACUUGGUUAAUAUAUAAGGCUUUUUUUGGUAAGGAAUCCCUACAGUGAGAUCCUGUAUGUUCCUACGUUGUUGAUGUGUGAUCAUGUGCAUAAGAUGUCUUAAUCUUGAUUUUUUUUUAAUGUGUGUAUAUAUAUAUUUUGCAUAAACCUUGCUAACAUGCAUGAAUUUCAUCUUGUUCUUCAAGAAUAAAGAGUAAUCUGAGAUGAAAUCAUCUCUCAUUAGAAGAGAAGUUGCAAGUGCAAAAUGCUGGUUUCCUUUGAGACUGAGAUUAAUAGGGCCAAUUUGUGUUGAAAGUUGUUUUGGUUUGGGUGGUUUUGUUUUGGUUUUUUUUUUUUGUUUGUUUGUUUGUUUUUUAAUAAAUGCUCAUAAAGGGCAUAUUUACUAUGAAAGCUUAACUUUUCCUGUCUGUGUCUUGUUGCAUAUUGUGUCUUGGAACUAUAUGGUAGAAACUUUGCAUUUGUCUGUUAUAGUUGUGUAAAGAACAAAAUUACACUGCAUAUAUUGAAUAUGAAUUUUCUUAAGGAACGUUCUCAGUCUGGAGCUUGAAUUUCAUAUAGUGGACACAUAAAUAUGCUUUCACAUUUGUGAAAACAUAUAGUUGAUAAUAUACAUACAUUGCACUAUAAUGAGAAAAGUUUGUCUUGUGUUAUUUGGGUGUUGUCCCAUGUAACUGAGCAAUUAUAGAAGCUUACAGACAGCAGAACUCAGUUGAGGUACAUAGCAGCUUUUUUUUUUUUCUGAAAAAAACCAAAACCAACCCAAAAACCAACCCCAAACUCAAGCUAAGCUUUUAUUUGCAAAAAUUAAGAAAACUUUGUGGCCACUGUAGUCUGGAGGGAAGAACUGUGUACCUAAAAGCUCAGAGUACAGAUUUGUUGUUUCCACCAUGUGUUUGCUCUUUUUCAUUAUCUGUGCAUCAGGAGCUCAUAAAAGUCUAAAAGAAAAACAAGACUUUAACCAUAUUUCAUGAGACAAGCACGAGUCAGUGUGUGUAUAUUCAGUUACAUGAACUUGCAUAAGACAAGAAUAGACAUAUCCCCUCAGUCACAGAUCCAAAACUACCAGAUGCUGAAAAAUAUGUGGGACUGUAUCCAGCACAGAUUGAGGGCAGUGAUGGCUUUGAUUGUGUACCAAAGGGGAUAUUUUAUACCGCAUAGGGUCUUGUGAUACUCGGUGUGUAGGAGGGGGCAUGUCAAUAUUAAAUUUUGAUUCAAUUUCUCUUCACUUUUGUAAUAUCAUGGAGCCAGUCAUCUAAUAUCCUCUUCAGCUGUUUAAAGAGGUUUUAGCUUUAAAACAUGCAGAAUAUCCUUAUACCUCACAAUGGCUUUGUUGUGUGCUGUUGGGAAUAUGAAGUAUUAAAAAGUCAAGUGUACCUCUUUUCAGUGCUCAAGAUAUGAGGUAUUUGGGCUUUUUGAAUGUUCAGACAAACAAGGUGUUCUCACAAGAGUUGCAUUUCAUUACAGUGUCUUUGAAUUUAAAACAAACAAACAAAAACCACAAAUGAUACUUUGUCCUGUAAGAUACAUGGUUUAUGAGAUGCUGUGAAAAAGAUCAGAAGCUCCUUUGUGUGGUGAUUCUCUGAAGUAUCUGCUUACAUUUCCUCUGUUUUUCCAUGUCACUGUUAAGUUUGGAUUAUUUAAAAUGAAGAUAUUAGGUAUUUUCCAUCUUAAAAGACCUAUCUGUAAGAUCACUCACUGAUGAGCAGGGAUUAAGUAAGCAGGCAGCAAGUGACAGCAGUUCAUUUCUUUAUAGAUCUGUCUUGUAAGUCUGGAAAUGAGCUGUACUAGGCUUCUAAGGUUUUUUUGAACAUAAUAUGUAUGUCACUGCUCCUGUGUUUUCAUUAAUAAAGUAGGGAAUAUUAAUGCUAA